Molecule: messenger RNA, 1764 nt
Organism: Bathycoccus prasinos
Lineage: Eukaryota; Viridiplantae; Chlorophyta; Mamiellophyceae; Mamiellales; Bathycoccaceae
Exons: 1
Coding region: 1-1764 (587 amino acids)
Source: RefSeq, a predicted model, not a curated record
AUGGCCUCAAAAUCAACGCAAUUCACGGUCGACGUCGAAAACACGAGGCACGUCUCGAUUAACAUCGAUUCGUGCAAACAGUUGUGCGAGGAUGCGUUUUUGUCGUCCUUAACGUCGUCAUCAAUGUCCGCGGAAAAGAAAAAGUUUUCCGAUUUUGUCUCCUUGAUACGCGGGAUCGUCCACCACGAACACCAAACGAAAAGAGACGCUUUACGCAAAGGAUUCGACGCCAGCGCCGGCUUAAUGCCGAAACGAAGAAAGGAGUCUUUGAAGAGCGACGCAAAAAGUCCAACCGAACACGAACGGUUAAGUGUACAGUUCGUGACGCAAUUUUGCCAGAUGAUGGCGACGGCGGAGUACACGUUGUUGAGCGCGACCGAGUGGGACUUAGCCAUGGAGGAAGAUUUCAUGUUUCGCUUACCCAUGACAAUCGAUUGGGCGAAAGGAGGAUACGACGUGAGUUUGUUGAAAGAGUUUUUAAAGAAAAAUCCAGAGCUGAAGGUUGGGCUGCCGACAUUUUCCGAACGCGUUUUACUGUUCAAGAGAGGGGUGACGACGAGCACGCACGGCGAUUUGUUCAUCGCGGAAAAGAUUGAUUUGUUGCUGGAGUACGCGUUGAAAAGGCCGGUUGGGAAGGUGUUGAGGAAAGCGUUCGGUUUGGGUUUUGGGUCGUCGUCUUCGAAAGGCGAGGAAUCUGCGACCGCGGCGGGCGGUCCGGGAAGGAGCGGAGGGAAGAGAAAGGUUUCGAAAAUUGAACGGAAAACGCUUCGAAGGCUCAUGCCAACAAUCGCGUCCGUGUUGAAAAACGUCCACAAAAAGCUCGAGUUGAGCGAGCCGACGUUUAAGGAGGUCAUUUUGUUAUACAGAGAAGAUAAAAUCGAUGCCGCGGAGGCGCAGUUUUUGAACGUUCCGUCCGGCGCUGGACCUUUGCGUCUGAAAUCGUUUCAAAACGUUCCGAUGGCGGAUUUGGAGAUGGUUUUUCCGGGCGUAAAAAUAUGCGCAAAGUUUAUCGAUUACUUGACGAAUGGUAUCACCAUGGUGCUCGUUCUCUUUUCGUUGAUUUGGGCGUUCAUAACCGGCGAAGCGUUGUCGGAACGAGCGAUGCAGUUGUUAACCGUUGCCGGCGGGAAAUUAUCCGCCUCGUGGGCGAACAUUCAAAAAUCCAAGGCAAACUACGCGGCGCAAAUGAGUAAAGAGGUUAUGAAGAAGAUGGAUUCGAGUGGCUUCGCGGUGUUAGCGUCGGUGUCGACGGAUAUGGAAGAACAAGAGACGAAAGAGAUGAUUUUGGCGUACGCGGCGAUGCGAGGGAAUAAAUCCGGGAUGACCAUAGAGGAGUUAGACGAUCGAUUGGAACAAGCGCUGGUGGAUGCUUUCGGCAUCGCGGUAGAUUUUGACGUGCACGGAAGCGUAAAAAAGUUGGUCGAGGAAGGGUUAGCGUCCAAGAUUCCCGGCGAUAGCGGGAUGUACCAAGUCGUGCCUAUUGAGAAAGCACUCAAGAAGCUCGAUAAAAAAUGGGACGCGUUGUUUGAGUAUUCCUCCUCUUCGAAAGGAGGAGGAGCGGGUUCGUCGGAUAAGAGCGUCCUCGAUGCCAACGCGGAAGAGGAUCCGUCAAAGAUGGAACGAGAUUUGUUGUUGCAACUCGCCAACGCGGACACGGAAAGAGGUAAAGAGGCUUUGAAAUUGACGAAGAAGAUGGAUGAGUUGAACGAAAAAAUCGCCGACGCGAGCGGGAGCUUACGAAAGGUGAAUUGGAGGUACUCUUAA